Messenger RNA from Gastrolobium bilobum, 1485 nucleotides. RefSeq names its product DEAD-box ATP-dependent RNA helicase 32-like. Gene Ontology annotation, cellular component: nucleus. The transcript is spliced from 4 exons. The record is from RefSeq and is a predicted model, not a curated record. Gene Ontology annotation, biological process: rRNA processing. NCBI's taxonomy places the organism in Eukaryota, Viridiplantae, Streptophyta, Magnoliopsida, Fabales, Fabaceae. The coding region runs from base 107 to 835 and encodes 242 amino acids. Gene Ontology annotation, molecular function: nucleic acid binding; ATP binding; RNA helicase activity.
GUUCGUUAUACACUUACAAUGUGAAAUUCUAACAUAACAUCUUCAUGCUUAAGCACUGUAACUCUUUCUCUCUAUCGCCAAGUUCAGUUCCCAACCUUUGGGAGCAAUGAGAAGACCCAAAUCGAAGGACUUUCGGAAGCAACAACGAGUCUCAGAAGAGAACGAGAUAAAAUUGUUGGAUUCAUGGAUCCAAAAUCAGCUACCAGAGAGGGGUUCCAACCCCAUAUCGCUUCCUCCUCUCCCCAAAAAUGCCCCUGUUGGGCGCUUCGACGACAACACCUUCUCGCGCUAUGCGGGUGAGGCGAGGUUUGAGCAGUUGCCUCUCUCCAAGAAAACCAAGGAUGGCUUGAGAGAAGUGAAGUUUGUCACCAUGACUGAUAUUCAGAGGGCUUCUCUUCCCCAUGCACUUUGUGUCCGUGAUAUCCUAGGUGCCUCCAAAACUGGAUCUGGAAAAACCCUUGCUUUCAUUAUCCCGGUGUUGGAAAAAUUGCGUAGAGAGAGAUGGGGACUUGAAGAUGGAGUUGGAAGCAUCAUCAUAUCGCCUACAAGAGAAUUAGCUGGCCAGCUAUUUGAUGUAUUGAAGUCCAUUGGCAAGUACCAUAAUUUUAGUGCUGGCCUGCUCAUUGGUGGUCGCAAGGAUGUUGACAUGGAGAAAGAACGUGUCAAUGAGCUCAACAUAUUGAUCUGCACACCUGAUCGCCUUCUACAGCACAUGGAUGAAACUCCCAAUUUUGAUUGUUCACAGAUGCAGGUUUUGGUACUAGAUGAGGCUGAUCGUAUUCUUGACAGUGGAUUCAAGAAGGAACUAAAUGUAUUCAUCUCACAACCUAUGUAGCACCGAUACUGACACGUGACACGAUAUGAUACGACACUUUUCUCAGCAACUACCAAAGCGUAGACAAACCAUGCUUUUCUCAGCAACUCAAACAAAGUCAAUUCAAGAUCUUGCAAGACUAAGUUUAAAGGACCCAGAGUGUCUGAGCGUACAUGAAGAGUCUGUGACUGCCACUCCUACUCUCUUGAAGCAAAUUGUGAUGAUUGUUCCUCUGGAUCAAAAGUUAGAUAUGCUGUGGAGUUUCAUAAAGACACAUCUUCAGUCAAAAACACUCGUCUCUCUUUCUAGCUGUAAACAGAACAAAAAGCUGAAUACUAUAGAAGGAUGCGAGAGGAUUUAAGGCAGAUAAGGAAGACAAGCUUGUAGAGCGUCACCGACAUAGAGAAAAAAGAAUCAAGCAGAAGAUGAAGUUGAAGGCAGGGAAUGUGGAAGAAUGAUUGAAGGUAUAUCAUCAGAAACGCGGAAGCGCAUCGUACCGAUGUGAUGAGGAAUGAAGAACACCACUUUGAUUACCUGAGAUGAAGCAGCGAGCGUGACAAUUUCUCACGUUCUGUUCUCCUCUUCAAGCCUCACGAUCUGCAGCAACGCACCACGAACGGUCGCAAUUCCGCUCUACGGUUGAUCUUCCAGGCUAUGACUCAAGGGGAUCA